AUGACGCUGCAAUUGCUACGUGCUGUGAAUAAUUUAUUUGCAUUUCGUUUUCAAAAUUGUAGUAGUCAUCGUAAUCUAAGUCGCCAUUACAAGUUAUUACGUAGCGGAUACCGUUAUUCGGAGUGGGGACCCGGACGUGCGAGGGGGGUGCGUAUCAACGGUGCGGGUGCGGUUGUAGAGCGAGUUUACUCUGUCAGUCGGUCAUUACGGUAUUUCUCAGUAGUGCGUCCCACAUUCACGAUCUUGAAAGAAAGAGUGACAAUGCCAGAACACAAACCGUUUCAACGUUUACCAAAAAAUGUUGUGCCCAAACAUUAUGAACUGCAUUUGGUGCCAAAUCUUGAAAAAUUUACAUUUACAGGGAAGACUACGGUGAAAGUAUCGAUUGUUAAUACUACCAAAGAAAUAGUGCUUAACAGUUUAGAUUUGGAUUUAAAAAGUGUGAGACUCCAAAUCAAUGAUGGGGGUUCAGUUUCAACACUUAAUCCGGUGGAAGUACGACUGGAACCGGCUGAUGAAACUGCAAUCAUAGUUUUUGACAAGCAGCUGCCAGUUGGUGAAGCAACUCUAUAUUGUGAGUUUAUUGGGGAAAUAAAUGAUAAAAUGAAGGGCCUGUACCGUAGCAAAUAUCUUACUCCUAGCGGAGAAGAGCGCUUCGCUGCUGUUACUCAAUUUGAAGCGACUGAUGCACGGCGAUGUUUCCCCUGCUGGGACGAACCCGCUAUAAAGGCAACGUUCGAUAUUACUCUUGAAGUACCGACCGAUCGCGUAGCUUUGUCAAAUAUGCCUGUUAAAGUUGAAAAGGUGAAUGGUGAUAAAAAAGUAAUGCAAUUUGACACAACACCGAUAAUGUCUACAUACCUUGUAGCCGUUGUUGUGGGGGAGUAUGAUUAUGUUGAAAAAACAUCUCGCGAUGGAGUGUUAGUCCGUGUGUAUACUCCAGUUGGCAAGAGCAAGCAAGGCAUGUUUGCAUUAGAGGUAGCCGCAAAAGUACUGCCAUAUUACAAAGAAUACUUUGAUAUUGCUUAUCCUCUACCUAAGAUAGAUUUGAUAGCAAUAGCUGAUUUCUCUGCUGGUGCCAUGGAGAACUGGGGUCUGGUCACCUAUAGGGAGACAUGCUUGCUAGUUGAUGAGGAACACACAUCAGCAGUGCGUAGACAAUGGAUUGCGCUUGUAGUGGGACACGAGCUUGCACACCAGUGGUUUGGCAACCUAGUCACAAUGGAAUGGUGGACACAUCUCUGGUUGAACGAAGGCUACGCUUCAUUUGUUGAAUUUCUUUGUGUUAACCAUUUGUUCCCCGAAUAUGAUAUUUGGACACAAUUUGUUACAGAAACAUACAUAAGAGCACUCGAAUUAGAUUGUUUAAAAAACUCUCAUCCCAUUGAAGUACCAGUUGGUCACCCGUCAGAGAUAGAUGAAAUUUUUGAUGACAUUUCAUACAACAAAGGUGCAUCAGUAAUUCGCAUGUUGCAUAGAUACAUUGGGGAUGAUGAUUUCCGUAAAGGCAUGAAUAUAUAUCUUACUAGACACCAGUACAAAAAUACAUUUACUGAAGACCUUUGGGCAGCUUUGGAGGAGGCCUCUAAUAAGCCUGUAGGUGCUGUGAUGUCAACUUGGACCAAACAAAUGGGUUUCCCGAUGGUUGAAGUCAGUUCCGAGCAGCGUGGCAAUGAUCGUGUUUUGAAGUUAACACAGAAGAAGUUCUGCGCUGAUGGCAGUCAGAGCGACGACGCUUUAUGGAUGGUGCCCAUCACUAUAUCCACUCAGGAACAACCUUCGAAGACGGCACUGCUUAUGACGUUGGACGAACAAUCUGAACUGGCGGACUGUACGGGCGGCGUUAUUAAAACUUGGAAACAAUCCACGUCACUUUUUACAGUCGAAGUCGGAAACACUGUGAAGAAUAAUAAGACUGACAAUGUUGCAUUAUCAACUGUUUUGGAGAAACGAACACAGGAGGUAGUUUUGGAAAAUGUUGCUGAAGAUUCGUGGGUCAAGCUCAAUCCUGGAACAGUGGGUUAUUACCGUACCCGUUACCCGGCCGCCAUGUUGGAGCAAUUGGUGCGUGCUGUGAGGGACGGCAGUCUGCCGCCGCUCGACAGGCUCGGCCUACUGGAUGACUGUUUCGCACUCGUUCAGGCUGGACACGCACACACAUCCGAGUCGUUAAAACUGAUGGAGGCGUUCAACAACGAAGCUAAUUUCACUGUUUGGUCAUCUAUUUCCAACUGCCUCGCCAAGUUGAGCGCUUUGUUUUCACACACCCCGCUCGACAAGCCGCUAAAGAACUAUGGCAGGAAGUUAUUUGCUAACGUCACUCGUCGCCUGGGAUGGGACGCCAAAGAUAAGGAGAGCCAUCUCGACACUCUGCUCAGAAGCUUAGUGUUGAAUAAAAUGAUCAGCUUCGAAGACCCUGACACGAUCAAGGAGGCUCAGAGCCGGUUCGAGAAGCACCUGUCUGGCGAGUGUACUCUACCAGCGGACCUCCGCUCGGCGUGUUACCGCGCGGUGUUGGCGAGCGCCGGCGAGGACACGUUCGGCCGCUUCCUGCAGCUGUACCGCGCCGCCGACCUCCACGAGGAAAAGGACCGCAUCAGCCGAGCUCUUGGAGCGGUCAAUGACCCCGCCCUGCUCAAAAAAGUGCUGGAGUUCGCUAUAUCUGACGAGGUGAGGGCACAGGACACCGUCUUCGUCAUCGUGUCGGUGGCUUUGAGCCGUAAUGGACGAGAUUUAGCCUGGCAGUUCUUCAAGGACCACUGGCAAGAAUUCAUGGACCGUUACCAGGGCGGCUUCUUGCUGGCUCGGCUGGUGAAGUCUACUACUGAAAAUUUUGCGUCUGAAGCAUGCGCUCAAGAGAUCGAGGAGUUCUUCCGCACCCAUCACUCGCCCGGUACUGAGCGCCUUAUCACUGAUAUGUGCAAGUAA
This is a messenger RNA of Danaus chrysippus (African queen), 2928 nucleotides long. NCBI's taxonomy places the organism in Eukaryota, Metazoa, Arthropoda, Insecta, Lepidoptera, Nymphalidae. The record is from the annotation of a GenBank genome assembly.